AUCCAGUUAUGGCAACACAAGAUGCCAGUCAGUCGCAGGCAAACUCUUUGACUAAGAUGCAAGGUGGACUUAAUGAAUCAUCUGAGCCCAUGACUACACAAACUGCCAACUGGCAAACUCAGGAGAGCCCUUCAAAUUAUUUGAUGCAUAAUGUAUCAAUACCUGGUACGGAUCCUACCACACUAGAGUUCAAGCAGUCAACCAACAAGACUGUGUCUCCUGUCUCUUUUGUGGAGUAUGAGAUACUCUUACCUGGUGUCUUUGGUACUUCUGUGGAAAAAAAUAUCACUUUGGACAGUGCAACUAGAAUUGAACUUUCAUGCAGAUUGGACAGUAAAUACUCUCAUUUGAAAAGUCUUCAAGUGACUUGGAAGAGGGGAAAUGAAACAAUCGAACACAUCAGUAAAACUGACGACAGCCGGGGCAUCCAGUUGAAUAUCGUGGAUAACAGUAAGCUGGGAAGUUACUACUGUACUGUGAAAGGAGAAGAAGGAGAAAUCAGCGCUAGGUUUCAUUUACAAGUACCGCACAUUGAAGGAAGAGAAAAACCCAUAAUUGGUUAUGUGGGAGAUGGAGCUAUAAUGAUUUGUAAAAGCUAUGGCUAUACUCCCAUUGCUUGGACCUGGUAUAUGACAAAUGGAACUGAACAGAUUGCCAUUAAUGACUCUUUGCGGGCAGACAAGUACAUAAUUAAUAGAGUAUCUGCCAAUGUAACCCAUCUGAAGAUACUGAAGCUCACUAAGGAAGAUGAGGAUGUAUAUUGGUGUGAAGCUACUUUUGAACUAGGGAAAAGUAAAGGAAAGCUGAAGCUUAAAGUCCUGACCCUCAUGGUGCCUCUCAAACCCUUUCUAGCAAUUGUGGCUGAAGUUGUUAGUCUAGUAGCUAUUAUUUUCCUUUAUGAGCUUUAUUCAAAAAGGAAAGAGAAAUGUGCAGAAGAUGAAAGAGAAUUUGACCAAAUUGAGCAACUGAAAUCAGAAGAAAGCAAUGGUGUGGAAAGCAGCAGUGCUAGGCACAGAAGAAUUUAA
Messenger RNA from Mesitornis unicolor (brown roatelo), 1025 nucleotides. RefSeq names its product embigin (gene EMB). The annotation marks the transcript as partial. The record is from RefSeq and is a predicted model, not a curated record. Gene Ontology annotation, biological process: homophilic cell-cell adhesion; axon guidance; dendrite self-avoidance. Gene Ontology annotation, molecular function: cell-cell adhesion mediator activity. The transcript has 9 exons. NCBI's taxonomy places the organism in Eukaryota, Metazoa, Chordata, Aves, Mesitornithiformes, Mesitornithidae. Gene Ontology annotation, cellular component: axon; plasma membrane.